Nematostella vectensis (starlet sea anemone) is the source of this 2726-nucleotide messenger RNA. Its product is annotated as DNA polymerase kappa. The record is from RefSeq and is a predicted model, not a curated record. Gene Ontology annotation, biological process: error-prone translesion synthesis. The transcript is spliced from 2 exons. Gene Ontology annotation, molecular function: DNA-directed DNA polymerase activity; damaged DNA binding. NCBI's taxonomy places the organism in Eukaryota, Metazoa, Cnidaria, Anthozoa, Actiniaria, Edwardsiidae. Gene Ontology annotation, cellular component: nucleus. Bases 46 to 2298 code for a protein of 750 amino acids.
GAGGUUGCGUCUGCGGACUCCCAGCGGUCAUACCCUGAAGUCAAGAUGGCGGAAAGCAGAGUGUUUUCAAUGAUCACAAAAGAUGAGGACGAAACUGACGAAGACGACUUCCACUGGAAAGAGAUCCAGACACACCACGAUUCUUCUGCCGUUUUCCCAUUCGCCUCGUUUAGUAAAAUAAGAUGCUUAGAAUCGACCAGAAUUGCUGCUGGUGAGAACUUCCCGCCUACCAGUAACGAACCGCCGACGGAAUCAAACUCAAAACACGUUAUUGUGAGUACCUUAAACACGGACCAAAAUGGCCCAUCAAGAAUGUCCCUCAACGAUCAUAAAGCAGGAAUGGAAGGUUUGGACAAAGAACAGAUAAAUAAGAUUAUUUACGAAUCCAGUAAAGGGUCACGGUUCUACGAGAACGAGCUCAAAAGGGAAAAACAAGUUAACGAGCGAAUAAAGCGGCAGAGUGAAAAGCUCGGUGCAUGCUCAGAGCACGAGCUGGCAGAGGCUAUGGUUGAAGCUGAUCGUGUUGUACAAGAGCUUGAGAGUGGUCGAGACAUGAGUCGCACAAUCGUCCAUGUUGAUAUGGAUGCAUUUUAUGCUGCAGUUGAGAUGAGGGAUGACCCAUCGCUCAAGGACAAACCAAUGGCUGUGGGGUCGACUAGUAUGUUAUCCACAUCAAAUUACCCUGCCAGACGGUACGGGGUGAGAGCUGCAAUGCCGGGGUUCAUUGCAAAGAAGCUUUGUCCACAUCUGAUUAUAGUACCACUACAUUUUGAUAAGUAUAGAGCGGUUAGCAAGAUUGUCAGGGGCAUCUUCAGGGAAUAUGAUCCAAGGUUUGUGCCUAUGAGUUUGGAUGAGGCAUAUCUGGACUUAACUGAUUAUUUGAUAGAAAGACAAAGGAAAACAGAAAAGAGGUUAUUUUACAAAAAGGUGUAUAGGCAAACCAGCCCGUCAGCAGGAGUGCCCUCAGAGUCUGAGUCAUCUGAAGCUUGUGGUAGUAAUACAGCACAAGAAAGUGAGAAUGUACCCAGUGUUGCCGAGAGUGUUGGGGAGCCCAUAGAGUUUGGAAAUGAUGUAAAAGAUGUCGUUCAAGAAAUCAGGUUUAGAAUUGAAAAUGAAACUCAACUGACAGCAAGUGCAGGGAUUGCAUGUAAUGUGCUGCUUGCCAAGGUUUGCACUGACUGCAACAAACCCAAUGGGCAGUUCUACUUGAAACCUGACAGAGAGGAAAUUGUGAGCUUUGUCAAAACUCUCCCUAUCCGGAAAAUCAGUGGGAUCGGAAGAGUGAGUGAGCAAAUGUUAAAAGCCUUAGGUGUGAUCACUUGUGCUGAUUUGUUUGAAAAGAGAGACUUGUUAGUUCUGCUCCAUUCGGAUAUAUCAUCAAGGUUUCUUAUUGAAGUGGCCUUAGGGUUAGGGGCGACAAGACUUGAGACUGAUCGUGGGAGAAAGAGCCUUGGCACCGAGAGAACUUUCUCAGAAAUUAGCAAUCCAGCACAACUUUUUAGUGAGUGUGAACAACUCUGCAAGGCAAUCGCUGUUGACAUGAAUGAAGAAGGGUUACGACCUAAGACUGUCACUAUCAAACUGAAAACAAUUAACUUUGAAUUAAAAACACGUUCAGUAUCCUUCCGACAAGGUAUAACUUCUGAAAAAGAAUUAAUUGCUUCUGCAUUUGAUCUUCUUGGUAAAGAGAUCAAAGCAUGUGAACCAAAGCCACUCAAGUUGCGGCUUAUGGGAGUUCGCCUUUCUAAUUUCAUUAAUGCCAAGUCAGCUCAAUCAGACGCCAUAACAAACUUCUUUUCAAAGAAGGAAACAAACACAGAGGAAAAAGGUUACAAUGAAAUGCUUUUCACCUCUGGUGCUGAUAAUCCCUGCAGAAGUCUUGGUAAUGAAGAAUGCAGUUGGCUACCUUCUAUGCCCCAAGAAUCAGAUACUGUUCAAAUUAAAAAAAGAGAAUUAAACUGUGAGGAUAGUUUUGAUCCAACUGAUGGUGAAUUAAAGGGAAUUGAGUUUGAAAAGAGUCAAAUUUUUACAGCUACCUGCCCAGUUUGCAGUAGACUCUUGUCCUAUAGCAAGCAAGAUUAUCUUAUUGACUUUAACAAGCAUGUUGAUAUGUGUUUGAAUACUACAGCUAUCCAGGAAGCAUUGUCAGAAGAACAACAAAGAUCAGUAAAUGAGAGUACUAGACAUACAUCAUCCAAGAUAUCUCCUACAAAGUACAAGGCUGGCAAGAGAAGGUCACAAGGCAAAGUAGGCUCUCAGCCCAAGAAACGAACUCUGGAAACAUUUUGGUCCAAAUGAACAAGAGAAUAUCCAUAUGAUGGUCAGAUGAUGUGUUUAGUAGUGAAGGUCAGCCACAGUCCUGAGAAAUAUGCCACCCUAUGUACUGUAUGUGCAGUAUGAGUCCUGUCCCACGCUGGAUAAGCCUAAAAAAAUGUUGGUAGGUCAAUCUCGUGAUAAGUAGACAACAUUUUUGCCUUGCUUUGAUCUUAAAUAAUGUUAGGUCCUAUUAAUAUGCUUAAAUUGCUAUACUUUGUGAGAAGAUCCUUAAAUAACUAGAAUAAUCAUCUUACAUCACAUUUUGUAUAUAAAUAAAACAAAGUAUAGAGAAUAGGCUAUUUUGAAAACAGAUAACAAAACAUAUUGUAUUUAUACUGCUAUAAUCUGAAAGUGAAUUUUAACCAGUAAUUGUUGUGUAUUUAUUAAAGUACAGUAAUCUUUUGAACUAA